AACAUUGUCGAAGUUGUAUAUGCUCCUUGUAUUAUGUAUACGUAUUAUCAGAAAAUUAUAGUCCCUUUAUUCAAUGUACUCUGUGAUUAUAGUGUUGUUUGUGUCCUCCUUGGCUGGUAACAUUGAACUGUCAUUGAAUAUUGAUUGUUUUCUAUGUAGAAGUCAAAUACAUCAAAAAUUUAAUUUUCCUCACACUGAUAUAUUCAUGUAAUUUAUUAAUAUAAAGCGUAAAAAAUGUGGCGCCCUACUUUUACUAUCUUGCGUAAAGUUGUUUUUCCUUCGAUUAAAGAUAAUACAACAUUGGCUAAAUUAUUUUACUCGACAAAAAGCCGCCUGCCCCGGUCAACCGCAAAAUUAACCCUAAUAAGUGCUAGUGUCGGUGUUUUGGUCGGAGCUGGCUAUGGAGGAUAUACACAUUAUAAAAUUAAUAUGAAGAAGCCCUCUACCUCAGUUGAGUACGAGGAAUAUGCGUUUUUAAAGGAGGCUCCAAAAUACGAAGCUCACUGCAAGAUAAUUAAUGAUUCUGAUACCAGCAACUUACAGCUAGUACUAUUCCAGUACCAAACUUGCCCAUUUUGUUGUAAAGUCCGUGCUUAUCUUGAUGCACGUGGUAUCAGCUAUGAGAUAGUUGAGGUUGACGCAGUUCUACGUCAAGCAAUAAGGUGGUCUGAAUACAAGAAAGUACCAAUCCUGCUAGCCAAAGUAGAUGGUGGAUAUCAGCAACUACUUGACAGCACAGCUAUUAUAUCUGUAUUGGAAACAUACUUGAGAGAUAAUUCAUAUCAGUUGCAAGAUUUAAUUAAAUUCUAUCCAAUUACCCACUUUGUGAAUGACACUGGGAAAGCUACGAGUGAUGUGACUAAUAAAUAUUUCAUUAUGCACAAUAGUGUUGUGCCUGAUGAGAAACAACGUAUAAUUGAGGCCGAGGAACGUGAAUGGCGUCAAUGGGCAGAUCAGGUUCUUGUGCAUACCCUCUCUCCAAAUGUUUACAGAACGGCGAGUGAGUCUUUAGAAACAUUCAAGUGGUUUGAAGAAGCUGGGGGCUGGAAGCGUACAUUCCCUGGUUGGGAAUGUGCUGUGAUGGUUUAUGUAGGUGCUGCGGCCAUGUGGGUUAUAGCUAAGAGAUUGAAGAAGAGACACAACAUAAAAGACGAUGUCCGUCAGUCUUUGUACGAUGCAGCCAAUGACUGGAUGAAUGUAAUCCAAAAGAAAGGAACAAUAUUUCUCGGCGGCAAGAAACCAAACUUAGCCGAUAUUUCAGUGUACGGAAUUCUGAGUAGCAUUGAAGGUUGCCAGGCGUUCCAAGAUUUGAGGGAUAAUACAGAUAUUGGCAAAUGGUUUGAUAACAUGAAGGCUAGUAUGAACAGAAGCCGUGGAAAAUUAAUGACCGCGUAACAUUCAUUUAUAAAAAAUGUAUUUCUGAUAAAGUUGUCUUUAUAUCCAUGUUAUACGUUCCUGCAUGUAUAGAUUUGAGUUGAAAAUAUUCAUAUUAAUAUAAAGGGAAAUAAUUUAAGUUUUGGUCGUUUGUUUUAUAACGCUAAUUUUAAACGAGAAAUAUAGCGUUUUAUAUUCAAACACAAGUAAAAAGGGCUGUUCAGGAAACCACAAAGAUGUUAUCAAAGUUUUUAAUCAUUAUUAAGUAUUUUUACCGUAGAUUAUAAUGUUUAUUGUUUAGACCGUCUAUAAAGAAGUAUUAAAUAAUUAUUGUUAUAUGGCUGAAUAAUAAAAAAAGGCAAUUUAUUGUUAAGACCAUCUUAUAUUAAGUAACUUUAUUGUAUGGACGAAACGUCAAAAACACGUGAAAUAAAAUGUAAGGUACCCUCAACUUUGUACAAGGUAUUGGGUAUUGUGGAGUAAGAUUAGUAAAUAUUUUUUUAAGGCUCGCGUAAUUUAACCCGCGCUGAAGUCAAAAUACGUUGCAACAUAUAUUGUUAUUAUAAUUUUGUCUAUGUUUGCAAUAUUGUAGGAACCUAAUUGUAAUUUUAUGCGAAUGAUAUUUAUCGUAUGGAUUAGUUGUUCAGAUUAUAGCGAAUGUUUAUUGGUUUUAAAAUAUGUACUUGCCUACUACGACGUUAUGUGUUUAUCCUUUGAAUAGCAGCAAUACAUUUAUUUGGUAAUUUAUUAAGAUCCCAUAUACUAUAAUAUUUCCUUCUAUAUUCUGA
Pararge aegeria (speckled wood butterfly) is the source of this 2162-nucleotide messenger RNA. RefSeq names its product prostaglandin E synthase 2 (gene Su(P)). The record is from RefSeq and is a predicted model, not a curated record. Gene Ontology annotation, cellular component: mitochondrion. NCBI's taxonomy places the organism in Eukaryota, Metazoa, Arthropoda, Insecta, Lepidoptera, Nymphalidae. Gene Ontology annotation, molecular function: prostaglandin-E synthase activity. The transcript is spliced from 5 exons. The coding region runs from base 235 to 1395 and encodes 386 amino acids.